Fulvia fulva is the source of this 273-nucleotide messenger RNA. RefSeq lists its product as uncharacterized. NCBI's taxonomy places the organism in Eukaryota, Fungi, Ascomycota, Dothideomycetes, Mycosphaerellales, Mycosphaerellaceae. The transcript has a single exon. The record is from RefSeq and is a predicted model, not a curated record. The coding region runs from base 1 to 273 and encodes 90 amino acids.
AUGGUGACGACCACCACCGACGAUAACCCGGACGCGGACAUGGACAUGGACAUGGAGAAAGAAGACAACACAUCCAUCCACUCCGAAACGGAAAAGGAAAAAGACACCCGACCUCAAUCCCGCAGCAUCUCCACCCUCUCCGCCGUAUCUCUAAACGUCCACAACAACGGAAACCUCACCACUCCCCGCUCCACCCGCCGCGACAGCGACGGCUCCCGAAGUCCUGAAUUUCUCCCGCCCAGGCUCCGUCUACCUCCCCAACAAAAGCGGUAG